Messenger RNA from Ostertagia ostertagi, 198 nucleotides. Lineage: Eukaryota; Metazoa; Nematoda; Chromadorea; Rhabditida; Trichostrongylidae. The record is from the annotation of a GenBank genome assembly.
AUGUCCCCUGAUGCAUUGCAGUUGCAGCGGAACAUUGGACACUUUGUCAAAAGUAUGUUGCCGGCGCUUCUUAUUCUGUGUUUUGUGCCAGUGGCAACUGCACUUGGACGAACUCAAGCAGUUGGUGUGAAAGGAGUUCUUAUAUGCAACGAUAAACCUGCGGCGAAUGUAGAAGUGAAACUCUACGAUGAGGACAAG